This is a messenger RNA of Rana temporaria (common frog), 4150 nucleotides long. It is a transcript of the gene PPP1R12C, whose product is annotated as protein phosphatase 1 regulatory subunit 12C. The transcript is spliced from 22 exons. Gene Ontology annotation, cellular component: cytoplasm. Gene Ontology annotation, molecular function: enzyme inhibitor activity; phosphatase regulator activity; protein kinase binding. The record is from RefSeq and is a predicted model, not a curated record. Gene Ontology annotation, biological process: signal transduction. Lineage: Eukaryota; Metazoa; Chordata; Amphibia; Anura; Ranidae. Bases 29 to 2569 code for a protein of 846 amino acids.
GAGAAGAAGGGAGACACAUAAACACAACAUGGCGGAGGGGGCCGCUGCCGCCGCGCAGGCGAAGGAAAGGCGGAAGGAGCAGCUCCGCCAGUGGGCUCGGUCCUGUACAAACCAGGAGGCGGCGGAGCCCCGCUGGCAGCGGCGGAAGAGGCGCCUGGAUGAACGGGGAGGCCGGGCGGAUGGAGAUGCUGGACGGGCUGUACGGUUCGAGCGGGCGGCGGAGUUCCUGGCUGCCUGUGCCGGGGGAGAUCUGCUGGAGGCGGAGGAGAUGCUCAGAGGAGAGGAGAGGAAGGAGAUCACUGACAGCACCAACACGGAUGGCAUCAGUGCUUUGCACCAGGCAUGUAUAGAUGAAAACCUGGAGGUGGUGGAGUUCCUAGUAAAUCACGGUGCCAAUGUGAAUCAGGCUGAUAAUGAGGGAUGGACGCCUCUACAUGUUGCGGCCUCUUGUGGUUAUAUGGAAAUAGCAGAGUAUCUGCUAAAAUACUCUGCGAACAUUGCUGCUGUGAACAGUGAUGGUGAUGUUCCCCUGGACAUAGCUGAAGAUGACUGCAUGGAGACUCUGCUUCGUGCUGAAAUUGAAAAGCGAGGCAUAGACAUCGUGGCAGCCAAGAGGGAAGAGGAGGAAGUCAUGCUGCAGGAUGCCCGUCAGUGGUUAAAUGCAGGCAAGAUAGAAGACAUCCGUCACCCAAAGACUGGAGCUAGUGCUCUUCAUGUGGCAGCAGCUAAAGGCUAUAUAGAAGUUAUGAGACUUCUGCUUCAGGCCAAUUUUGAUCCCAAUGUAAAAGAUAAAGAUGGCUGGACUCCUCUCCAUGCUGCUGCUCACUGGGGAGUGGAAGAGGCUUGUCGACUCCUUGUAGAACACUUCUGUGACAUGAAUGCGCUCAAUAACGUGGGUCAGAGGCCUUGUGAUGUGGCUGAUGAAGAGGUUGUUGGUCUUUUAGAGGAGCUACAGAAGAAGCAGGAAGAUUUACGAAGUGAAAAAGAGGCAAGUUUGAAGCGAGCAAUUAUUGACACUGGCAUCGAACAACCGCUAGUAAAUACAAGCAAACAUAGGAGGAGUUCCGUAUGUCGAAUGAGCAGCAGAGAAAAGAUCUCUGUACAAGACCAAUCAAAGGAGAGGAAGACAUUGGGCACUAUAACAGUUGGCGAUGAAGAGGGCACUUGCAGUUCAGAAGAGGAAACCGAAUCAACCAAUGAUAGUAAAGUGAAUAUGCAAGUGAAUGAGAAUGGACUGUUGCCUGAACCAAAAAACAGCACUUUCAACUCCAUCUCCCAUGACGAGAAGUUCACUGGGGCAUCAAGCAGCUUCACAGAAAAAUGCCAGCUUUCCCUUUUCAACUUGAGGGCAGGCUUGCGCAAAACUGGCAGCUUCGGGGCUCUGCAAGAUGCCAAAGUAGAGGACAGUAGCGUCAAAGAACAUGGGAUCAAACGCUCUGCUUCCAGCCCCCGCCUGGACACCCAAGAAAGGAAUAAAGAGCCAUGUCUGGCUCGUAUUCCACCAACUCCAACCAGAAGGAUUUUUAGCCUUCAAGACUCAGAUUCUUUAUCCGAUGCUAAGGAGGGAGACACGGAAUGUGGGCUGCAAAUGAAACUUGACGUGGACCCUACCACACAAUUGCACACAAAUGCCUUGACCAGCAUGACUGCCACCACCUCCACAUCAUCCUCCAGCACAAGCUCCACUGUUGACCCCAAAGACAAACGAAGGUCUUAUCAAACACCGGUCCGGGAUGAAGAAUCGGAGUCUCAGAGGAAAGCGCGGUCUCGACUUAUGAGGCAGUCAAGACGAUCUACUCAGGGUGUCACACUCACUGACCUCAAGGAAGCGGAAAAGACACAAGUGAAGUCAGCGGAUUCUGCUCAGCCAUCCAAUCUAAACGCUGGUGAUGUUGGAGAGCGCGUUGAAAAGGAUCAGCUGGAAAACAUGGAGCAAAGAAAAACUGAAUUGGCACUGAACACUGAAACUUCCACCUCGUUAUCUGUACAUACUGUGAAUUCUUCCGCAAAGAAAGAACCUGAAGCAGUUACCAAAGAUAACUCUGAAAUGGAAAUCUCAAACCACUUGACUUUGUCAAGAGACAGAAGAAAAUGGCGGAGGGAGCAUCGAACUGCAAACACAGGGGUAGUGGGCAGUGAAGACAUAGAGGCUGCACACCACACAGAGACUUCUGAUUACAGGUUAACAGACAGUUUGAACAGUAUUCAUCCUUAUAGAGCAGGGACAUACACAUUUCCAAGACAUAAAGAUGACCCUGAUAAAGACUACAAGAAGUUGUACGAAGAUUUACUGUCAGAAAACGAAACCUUAAAAGAGCAGCUGCAAGAGACGGAGUUCAAACUUACCCAACUGAGGCUAGAGCUGGAACGAAUCACACAGAGACAAGAGCGGCAUGCAGAAAGACCUGCCUUACUGGAAUUAGAAAGAUUUGAAAGAAGAGCAUUGGAGAGAAAAGCUGCUGAACUAGAAGAGGAGUUGAAGGUCCUUUCUGACUUGAAGGCGGAUAAUCAAAGACUUAAGGAUGAAAAUGCAGCUUUAAUACGAGUCAUCAGCAAGCUUUCUAAAUGAAGCAGAGCAAGGCAAGGAUGAUAAUGGCCAUAUCCAGUAUCAAUACCUUUGGCCUCCCUAGGCCUGCAUGGGCUUGAAGGCCGGCUGGGCCAGAACGCUGUCUUCCUGGAUUGAGCAGCUACUGUAUAGGACUGUCUGGAACAGAAGCAAUGUUCAGUUUGGCAUUGUGCUGCACACACUGGAGCAAGACUUUCAGAGCCAGCAUCCCAACCCCGUGAAUGUGGAGAAAAUCUGACCUGCUAGUUUUUGACAGUUUUUUUUUUUUUUUCUUUUUUUAAUGUAUAUCUUACAAUAUUUAACAGUGCUUGUAUACACACAUCUUCAAAUCAUCGAAAGUCGGCUUAAGAUGACACCCAAAAACUUAUUGCCAUCCUUGGUAUAACCAAGCCAAUUUACCCUGUUUGUUUUUUUCGUUUUUUUUUUCCAUGGCUUAAACGCGUUGUGAUUGGUUAUAAGAAUCUUUUGGACAUUUCCUGCCUCACUUCAGCUAAAACUGACACACCCUUUCUUGUUACUCCAGAAAAUUUUAGUAGUUUAUUUUAACAAAACCACUAGUACUUCCUCAAAGCAAUAAGUGAGGUUCAAUAUCAGACUGCAAAUUCCUAUUUAAAUUCUGUCUGCUGACUACGUAUGAAGGCAUGCCAAUCCAAGAACAAAUAUGCAACGUUUAAUACAUUGACACAUCUUUGAAUGUUGUGUUGUACGAGCUUUCCAGCUUGUUAAACCGUUACACUGUUAAUGCCUUUAAUGCUGCAUUGUUCUACAAAGUUCCAUGCUGAGUUCUGCCAAAGUACGCACUGAAAUAUCUUACGAGAAGUCCACAGUAGAGUUUGGGAAAACAUGAGCAAUGUAAAGUUUGUGCAGCAAGUGUCAUCAAAUCAGGCUGCCAGCUAUUAUUUUUCUAGUGUAUGUAAAAAAAAAGCAGAUGUCUCAUAGUGCGUAUCACUUUUUUUUUUUUUUUUUUUCAAUAAUUCACUUUGGUCACAAGCCAGGAGUUUAAGAUUCCAGAAAUGGAGUUCAACUUCCAGGAAGCAUUUUAACGGGUUGUGCAGUCAACUGUACAAUAGCUAAUGGCUAUGUAAUGCAGAGUUCUCCUGUAAGUAAGCACCCUCUUUAAUAAAAAAAAAAUAUAUAUAUAUAUUACAUCUCUGUACUUGACUGAGAGUAGGUAUAAACAUGCAGUGGUAAAGCAAAAUUGUCUGUUGAAGCCAACACCAGUGUUGAUGAGCUCCACUGUGUUAUUGUAAUUUUCUGUAAAACAGAUGCACCCAAGGGUAAUGUGAAUGUUUCCACAUUUUUUUGGAUAUAUAUUUCGGAUGAAUCUCCCCCCUUUUUUGGGCAUGUCGGACUUCCAUAGCUGUACAUUUUUAACACCCGUUUAUGUCAAUUUUAGACAGCUGAGAACAAUGUAUUUUCAAGAAAUUUCCCCACCAGGCAGAUCGUAAAUGUUGGCGGUCUAGGAAGUAUUCAUGUCCUUUUACAUGUAGUUGCGCAGAUAAACAUAAUGUCUUAGAGUCUCAAACAUUGUGUGUGCAACUGAAAGGAUAAUCAUUACACUGUAAACUCAUUUAUAUGUUUGUA